AUGGACCUGAGGUGUGCCUGGAUGCUCUGCAUGCUCUGCCUCACCCUUACRGUCCGAGCUUUUACCCAGGAAGGGUUCAAGGAGGUGGUGCUGAAGCAGCUGGGCCUGUCUGAGGUCCCUAAACUUCACAAGGGAGACUUGGUGAAUCUGGUUAUCCCAGACCACGUCAUGAACAAGUACAUGUCCAUGCUGAAGCGCCAGAGGGUGAAGCGCCGCGCUYUGCCGAGCCUGACUGGCAUCCUCAGGGGGAUCCCUGGACACACAGAAGUCCUCUACUCCCAUAUCACACGCCAGAAGCUGAUGUUUGACAUGGAGGGCAGAAUACCUAAAAACAGUGAAGUCACAAUGGCAGAACUGAAACUCUUCAAAAAGCCUCUGGACAGAGCCAACCUGCCUGCCAGGCAGUCUCACAGACCCGUCUCCAACGCCAGAGUCAGCGUGUACUGGGUGCACCGGCAGCACGACGGCACCAACAGGACCUCCCUGAUAGAUUCCAGGCUGGUUCCUAUACGUGAGUCGGGCUGGAAGAGCUUUGAUGUGACCCAGGCUGUGCAUUACUGGCUGCGAAACAAGAGGCAGGAGCCGAUGUUCCUGGAGGUGUGGAUCGAAGGGGAAAGGAUGGGCAGCUAUGCCUCGGAAAUGGCCAAAGCCGUGCGCUUCACCUCGCAGGACCCCAAGGAUAAAGCCCUAGGCAAGCCUGAGCUGGUGCUUUACACCCUCAACUUGGACGACUAUGGGAGCCUCGGGGACUGCAGGGAGGAGGCGGUGAUGGGGAAAUCCACCUGCUGCCGGCAGAAACACUACGUCAACUUCCGCGAGCUGUCCUGGGCGCAGCACUGGAUCCUGGAGCCGGCGGGGUACCAGGCGUUCCGCUGCUCCGGGAGCUGCCUGCAGCCCCCCCGCACCCUGCGCUACCCGGGCUCCGGGCAGCGCUCCUGCGCCGUGGCCGCCAGCUCCGCGCUGCCCAUCAUCUACCUGGUCAAGAGGGGCAACCGCACCGAGAUCGAGGUGGCCGAGUUCCCCAACAUGAUCGUGGAUAGGUGCAGCUGCGUCACGGAUGGCAUGGCGCUGGUGUGACCGGURCCCGGCCUGGUGUGUCACCCAUUCCCCGCAGCCCUGCCCUGACAAGAGCCACCCUGGCCAACAGCCCCGGGGCCAGUGAUGAAGGGCUGGGGAGGGUUCCUGCCUGCAAGGGUCAGCAGCAGCCGCGGCUGCAACUCCCCUGCCCCGGCAGAAAGGGUGCACUUAGAGGCACUGUCCGUGCAGAUGGGCUCARAGGAGUGUGCAUUUCACAUAUGUGAGGGUACCUAAGGAGCUUAGUGCUUCUCUGGGCCUCCUCGAUGCCUGCUAAAUUUCCCUGAAUUUAUUCAGUCCCCACCCUGGAAUGCUGCAAACAACUCCAGGCAAAAGAACAGUGACUGUCACCAGGUGAAGAACUGAUGAAGGGGCUCAGCUUUUCAUUCGUAGGCUGCUGGGUUUGGUCCUUGUCUACCCAAGUCGUGUUUAUGGUGAACUGGAGAGAAGAAGCACUUACAUGUAUGUAAUCUAUACACACACACACAUGCACACAUGUACAGAGCAUAUGAAUAUAUGUGUGUAUUGUCUACAUAUAUACACAUUUAUUACAUAUAUAUAUGUACAUAAAAUAUUGCCUUGAGCUCAAAGGAAUUUACAUAUGUGCAUAUGUAUUUACUGUACAUAUAUAUAUCUACAGCUACAUAAAAUAUUACCUGAAACUCAAAGAAUUAUAUUUUUAGCCUCCGUACCAUGGGCUUAACACUAUUUUAGGCAGAAUUUAGAGUCCUGGAAUCAACAGGAAUAUUAGGACUUAGGCACGAGUAACAGUUUGUUUUUCUGAUUCUGUAUUACACUUAUUUCAAUUUAUGGAUUUUUCCCAAAUUUUGUAUGCUUUCAAACUCAAGAAAACAAUAAAA
Messenger RNA from Malurus melanocephalus (red-backed fairy wren), 1934 nucleotides. Its product is annotated as left-right determination factor 2-like. Gene Ontology annotation, cellular component: extracellular region. Bases 1 to 1077 code for a protein of 358 amino acids. Gene Ontology annotation, biological process: SMAD protein signal transduction; BMP signaling pathway. NCBI's taxonomy places the organism in Eukaryota, Metazoa, Chordata, Aves, Passeriformes, Maluridae. The record is from RefSeq and is a predicted model, not a curated record. The transcript has 4 exons. Gene Ontology annotation, molecular function: transforming growth factor beta receptor binding; growth factor activity; cytokine activity.